Closterium sp. NIES-65 is the source of this 1335-nucleotide messenger RNA. NCBI's taxonomy places the organism in Eukaryota, Viridiplantae, Streptophyta, Zygnematophyceae, Desmidiales, Closteriaceae. The record is from the annotation of a GenBank genome assembly.
AUGGAGUAUGCGCGUUUCCUUUCGACUACAUUGGCAUGGGCGAUACUAGUCGUGCUGAUGGCUCUCAGUCUGACACCUUCGUCAGCCGCAUUCAACUUCGCAAGCUCCGAGGCCGGAAAAGUGCAGUGGUCGCUCGACUGUGACUGGGUCGGCAACGACAUCGGCCGAGCCGCCGGCAAGGGCGAGACGUGCGGACAGCAGUGCCUGAGCCGCGCGGAUUGCACGCAUUGGACGUGGAGCGCCUUCAACGGCGGCACGUGCUGGCUCAAGGGGGCCAUCAACGCGACUGAACUGGUCGCCGCCACUGGCACGUCGUGCGGUUACCGCGUCGGCGACAGCGCGACUGGCAACCCGUACACGGGAGUUCAGCCGUACCUCAACCCUGGGUAUGUGGCGAGCGUGAAAGCCGCGGUGCGCGCCGCGCUUCCCUCGGAUGCGCCGUUUUUCGCGAGCGUGGCGCAGUAUGCGACGGCUGUGUGGCUCGACACGAUGGCGUCCCUAGAUUCCAUCCCCGGCCACCUGAGCGACGCAGCGACUCAGGCGGGCGGCAAGGCGAUUCUCGUGCAAUUCGUGAUCUACGAUCUCCCGGGCCGCGACUGCAAGGCGUGGUCGUCCAAUGGGGAGAUUCCCAAGGGCGGCCUCGACACGUACAAGACCAAGUACAUCGAUGUUGCCGUGGCGCGCCUUAGAAACAAGGCGGCGAACGUGCGUCUGUCGCUCGUGAUCGAGCCCGACUCGCUGCCCAACAUCGCGACGAACAUGGGCACGAAUCGGUGCGACGCGACGACGGACAAGGAGUACACGGAGGGCGUCGCGUAUGCCAUCGCGGAGCUCUCGCAGAUCCCCGACACCACGCUCUAUCUCGACUCCGGCUUCGGCGGCUGGCUCGGGUGGCCGGAGGGAAUGAAGCGCGUCGUGGCGGUGUACAAGAAGGUCCUCGCGCGCGCGCGGCAGAUCCGCGCGAACGCCAAGAUCCGCGGCUUCGCGUCCAACGUGGCCAACUACAGCCCGCUCUUCGCCUCCAGCUGCCCGGCGCUGGAGAAGUGCCCGCUCGUGAAGAACCCGAGCACGGGCGAGAUGUGCUACGACUGGAACCCGUGCAUCGACGAGAACCGGUUCACGGCGCGCAUGAAUGCGUACCUGGGAGCCGCUGGACUGCCCACCAGGUGGAUCGUGGAUACGAGCCGGUCCGGCCGCGCUGGCAUUCGCAAGCGCUGGGGGUCGUGGUGCAACGUGAAGGGCGCGGGGAUCGGACAGCGCCCCCGCGCGAAUCCCGGCAGUGCUCCGCAACUUUUUCCACGUCUCUUCUUCCCCCAUAUCUGCAUAUCCUCGUAG